Messenger RNA from Daldinia vernicosa, 1087 nucleotides. RefSeq lists its product as uncharacterized. The record is from RefSeq and is a predicted model, not a curated record. The transcript has 2 exons. Bases 8 to 1087 code for a protein of 359 amino acids. NCBI's taxonomy places the organism in Eukaryota, Fungi, Ascomycota, Sordariomycetes, Xylariales, Hypoxylaceae.
AACCAAGAUGUCGACGACGUACAUCCUAAGCUCUAUUAACCAGAGCCGUGGAUCGACCUAUGAUUUCUCAUCAGAAGGUCCCCUAGCCGAGAUCCAACCGUAUAGACCCUCUAUCGCAAAUCUAAUAUACCCUCAUCUUACAUGGUCGACGCUCUGGUUUACGCUGCUAUGUUUUUUCGUUGUAUUAAACAUCAAGAAUAUGCCAUUUAUGUGGCAUCUUCGACUCGUUAAUGGUUUUCGCUUUAUUCUACGAACACAGCGGCCAGCUGUACCGCUUACGCACACGCAUAUAUUUCAACCUAUCAUCACAUCUUCUACGGCACAGCUCAUGGAGAUUGAUUUUAACAUGCACAAAUCUAAUUCUUCAUAUUUCGCGGACGUUGAUAUCGCACGAACUCACCUAGUCUGCACAUUAUUCGCGAAGGGCAUCGAUCAGAUGCGCGGUGGAACGGCUGCAUAUACUGGGUCUAAGAAGCCCGUUUUCGGCCUUGCGCUCGGCGCGGUAUCGUGUAACUUUAAGCGCGAAGUUCGUCCAUACGAAGAGUACGAAAUGUGGUCUAAAAUUCUAGCCUGGGACGAGAAAUGGAUCUACAUCGUAACCCACUUCGUCCGUAAGGAUGCCGCCAAACCAAAAAAUUAUUCACUAUAUCCCGAGCAGUCACUGAGCCAGAGCCGACGGAAUAGCACUACAGAAUCAGGCGUAUCUUCCAACAGCAGCAACACGGAUGAUGAGGUCAAGCCAGACAAGCAUAUUUUCGCCACAGCUUUAAGCAAAUGCGUCUUUAAGUCCGGCCGCAAGACUGUUUCACCGGAACUCAUGCUACAGAUGUCCGGGUUAUUACCGGCGGGUACCUCUGGGGAGAAAUCCUUCGACGAGGCCACAAUAAUGCAGGGCAUUGAGGCGCAGAGGCAAAAGGGGCUUGAGACAGCACAACUUCUCGCCGGCCAAACCCAACAGAACCUCGAGGCCGAGUUCGCGGGCGCGGACUGCGAGGCCUUGGGAAGACACACGGACGGUGCAGGCAUUGUUGGAGUAGUCAACACUCUGAUGCAACUCGCGCGUUUGAAAAAGACGCAAUUAUUAUGA